Molecule: messenger RNA, 485 nt
Organism: Aspergillus ruber CBS 135680
Lineage: Eukaryota; Fungi; Ascomycota; Eurotiomycetes; Eurotiales; Aspergillaceae
Exons: 1
Coding region: 113-442 (109 amino acids)
Source: RefSeq, a predicted model, not a curated record
AAUAUUCUUGCGUGAAUGAUGAAGUGACUUGCUUUAACUCAGAUGUAGCCAACAAUCUUCAACUCUUUUUUUUUUCUUCUGCUUUCCUUUUUUGGGAGAUCGGUGUACGUUUAUGUGUGUACCAACACAGAAUUACACCACCCUUCACAGGCAUGAAAACAACUGUCAAUAUCCCUGUAUGAUAAACUUCAGAGUACUCCAUGCAUACAUACAGUUAAAAGGGUGCCGGUCAUAUGAUCAACAUUCCGUUUACUACAUUGUUCUGAUUGGACCCAUCCUUUACAAUGACGUAUGCUUGCUUGCUACGAGUACAGGUACAGGGAGCCAAGGAUUAGGGCACUGCGGCGUUAUCUUAGUUACAGAGGCAAUGUAUAUGUUUCAUCUAAGACGCACAAUGUAUAGGUUGCGGUCCAAUCCUGGAUUCUUCAGAAGAUCGAAUUGAGCUGAGAAAUUUAUUUUCUGAUUUGUCAUUCCUCACCAAUCUG